AUGGAUCAAGAAAAUGAAAGAAAUGUCUCAAGACUUUGGAGAACUUUUAGAACUGUCAAAGAAAUGGUCAGAGAUAGAGGCUAUUUCAUAACUCAAGAAGAGAUUGAUUUAUCUUUGGAAGAUUUCAAAUCGAAGUAUACAAAUUCAAUGGGUACACCAGAACGUAAAAAUAUCUCAUUCCAAGCAAAUCCAACUGAAGAAACCUUGGCUAAAUUCCCUGAACUUGGAUCAUUAUGGGUUGAAUUUUGUGAUGAGCCCUCUGUUGGUGUUAAAACUAUGAAAACUUUUGUUAUCCACAUUCAAGAGAAAAACUUUCAAACAGGUAUUUUUGUCUAUCAAAAUAACAUUACUCCAAGUGCUAUGAAAUUAGUCCCAUCAAUUCCACCUGCCACUAUUGAAACUUUCCACGAAGCUUCCUUAAUCGUUAAUAUUACACAUCACGAAUUAGUUCCAAAACACAUUAGAUUAAGUGAUGAAGAAAAGAAAGAACUAUUAAAAAAAUAUAGAUUAAAAGAAUCUCAAUUACCAAGAAUUCAAAAAGCUGAUCCUGUUGCCCUUUACCUAGGGUUGAAAAGAGGUGAAGUUGUCAAGAUUAUCAGAAAGAGUGAAACUGCCGGUCGUUAUGCAAGUUACAGAAUUUGUAUGUAA
Messenger RNA from Henningerozyma blattae CBS 6284, 648 nucleotides. It is a transcript of the gene RPB5, whose product is annotated as DNA-directed RNA polymerase core subunit RPB5. NCBI's taxonomy places the organism in Eukaryota, Fungi, Ascomycota, Saccharomycetes, Saccharomycetales, Saccharomycetaceae. The transcript has a single exon. Gene Ontology annotation, biological process: DNA-templated transcription. The record is from RefSeq and is a predicted model, not a curated record. Gene Ontology annotation, cellular component: RNA polymerase II, core complex; RNA polymerase III complex; RNA polymerase I complex. Bases 1 to 648 code for a protein of 215 amino acids. Gene Ontology annotation, molecular function: DNA binding; DNA-directed RNA polymerase activity.